AUGACAGCAGAUCACCAGCCGUCGUGCAGGGAAGGACCUCACCUAGUGAAGGUACUUCACUCAAACGGUACUACAUUCCUAUCUAUUCGACUCAGUGCGAUAACGAACGCCCACAUCGCGACGCCGGCCAGCUGUGAGUCAUCGGCUCGGAUCAGCGCUGUUCUGAAGAAGGCGAAAGCACCGAUAGCCGAAGGAAAGUCUCAUAACAUCGUGAUUCUGUUAGUUGCUGCUCUCUAUGCCUUUGCCUUCGGCUAUCCUCUUCGAGAAGGAUGUGGAUGCGAAUGUUGUUGCCCUCAAGAAGAUCCAACAACAACGACCACAACCACCAUGGCUCCAGAUGAACCGCCUUGUUGCGUCUGUUGUCCACCACCACUCCAGGCUGAACCACCAACAACUACUACUGAAAGUCCAUGCCGUGAUGAAGGUCAGGUGUCAACAACACCAAAACCUGUGCCACUCAAUGGACCAAAACUAUUAAAGUGCCCGCCCGGCUUUAAGCGUAUUGAUAUGUCAUGUUACUAUGUUGAAAAGGAGCAGAUGGUCUUUCAUCAAGCAGCAAUGAAUUGUGUUAACAUGGGUGCUCAACUGUUUGUGCCUCAGGAUAUCUCCGAAUGGAAUGGAGUGAUGGCUCUUGCUCCACCUAAUUUUUGGACAUGGACUGGACUUGUGAAGAAACGAGAGUCCCAGGACCCAGAAUGGAAUGGAAUGGUGCAAUCUAUGGAUGCCUCAUUGGUGUAUGUGUUAUCCGAUAAAUUCGAUAAUCGUAUGAUUCUUAGUGGACCUCCACACCCAAAAUUCCACUCGUGUUCUGCAUUCAGGCCUUGGCUCGUGAAACCGUACUCGCCGCUUGCCAACGUAGAGAAGAAGAUGUGCUGUCAGUGUUGCCAAUUCUUCUGCGCAUUCAUCGCUCCACCCCUAGCUGUCAUGUGCCACUCCGGAUGUACACGAUCGUUCUUCAUCAAUGUCGUUCUCACGUUGCUCGGAUUUCUUCCUGGUGUUGUGCAUGCGAUUUUUGUGAUCUGUAGUGAGAAAGAGAAGAGCUUCAAAGUAACGACAAAUGUAAAUGUAGUGUCACCACAGGUGAUCCCUAUGUAUCAGCCGGUUCAGCCUCCACCGGCACCUGCAUAUUAUCCAGCAGCACCCCCACCUCCGCCCGUCUACUAUUCAGAUGCUGUCCAAAAGUUUUAG
Molecule: messenger RNA, 1188 nt
Organism: Angiostrongylus costaricensis
Lineage: Eukaryota; Metazoa; Nematoda; Chromadorea; Rhabditida; Metastrongylidae
Source: the annotation of a GenBank genome assembly